Bubalus bubalis (water buffalo) is the source of this 2230-nucleotide messenger RNA. RefSeq names its product calcium-binding mitochondrial carrier protein SCaMC-1. Gene Ontology annotation, biological process: transmembrane transport. The transcript has 9 exons. NCBI's taxonomy places the organism in Eukaryota, Metazoa, Chordata, Mammalia, Artiodactyla, Bovidae. Gene Ontology annotation, cellular component: mitochondrial inner membrane. The record is from RefSeq and is a predicted model, not a curated record. Bases 1127 to 2230 code for a protein of 367 amino acids. Gene Ontology annotation, molecular function: ATP transmembrane transporter activity; calcium ion binding.
UUCUGUGGUCUGUGGAAUUUUACAAGAAAACUUAACACUGGUGGGCUUGUCAUUAGAUUAUGCCAUUGAUUUUCAAAGGAUAUGACUAGGGAUUGAGGAUGCAAAGCUUCAAUGCAACAAAUUACAGAACUAGGUUUUUACCUACUCCCUCAACCCUAUCUACUGCAAUUCUGUAGAGCCUCAACUGUAGAUGAUUUCAGGCUCUUUUUGUGGGAGCCUGUAAGAGAGUAUAAAGAAUGGCAGAAAUAUCCGAUGUUCCCGAAGACAAAGUAAAAAGUUAAAUACUUCAGAAUGGAGGGCGUGGUCAGCAGUGUCUUAAACAGAACUGGGAUUAAGUAAAGCAAGAAUUUUCGUGUCCUCUGGAUUCUGUGACAAGGAAGUUCAGUGAGGUAGAUGGUGGUAGCUGAGAUGAGACUGCAGUGGAUCCAGGAGAAAAGUGGGAGGUGAAGAGGAGACAGGUUCUUGGAAACAACCGCAGGUUCCCAGGGAAGGGAAGAGAGAGACAGAGACGAAGGCUGCUAGGGGGAGGACUACCUUCUUUAGCUCUACUUCCGCUGGGUCAGCGGGGUCCCGACUGCAAAGCGAUGACCUACGCGGUGGCACUGGGCGCUCUCAGCAGAGGUGCAGGUCGAGCAACUCACUGACCCGCUGCCCCAGGUGCACUGAGUUUGCCUGGAAGAUCCUGGACGCCGGAGCGCUCUUUAGAUGCCGCCUCGGGGGAGGAACGCCUUCCUCCCUCCCAAGGGAGGCGUUCUUCCUCCCUCCCAAGCUCUCCUCAGCUCGCGGUCGACUUAGGCUUGGAAGGUCCCGGACGCUGCGUUUGGCGCCUCAGCUUCCAACUUCUGAGGGCGGGCGCUCCCGCGGCGUCCCGGCCAGGGCCUCACGCACGAGGCUCUUCAAGCGACGCCCGAGAGCCACUGGCGCGGACCCGCUCGCCUCAGGCGGCUGAGAACCGUGGUGGCUUGAGUCGGGCGGUUGCGGCAGCCCGGCUGACCGCGCGGACCCUGAGCAGCUGCGGCGUCGAGGAAGCGGCAGGUGGCGUGGCCGCCGGCGGGACGCCCUCCCUGGGGCCAGGAGGAGAGGCGGCCUGCGGUCCCCGCCAUCGCGGGGCAGCGCUGGCCGGACCAUGCUGCGCUGGCUGCGGGGCUUCGUGCUGCCCGCGGCGAGUUGCCACACCGACGAGGAAGACUACUUACACUACAAGAACCUUUUCCAAGACCUGGACCACAACGGGGACGGGGUGGUGGACAUCUUGGAGCUCCAAGAGGGCCUGAAAAACUGGAACCCCUCUUUUGCCCGGGAGAAGGAUAUUUAUAAAACUGUAGAUACCAAUGCUGAUUCCGGAUUGAACUUCGAAGAUUUUAUGCGCUACCUUAAAGACCACGAGAGAAAAAUGACGCUGGCAUUUAAUAGUCUGGACAAAAAUAAUGAUGGAAUAAUAGAAACUUCAGAAAUAAUUGCUGUUUUGAAAUCACUGGGUAUAAAUAUUUCUGAAACUCAAGCAAAAAAGAUUAUACAAAGCAUUGAUAGAGAUGGAACAAUGACAGUAGAUUGGGAUGAAUGGAAGAACUACUUCUUGCUUCAUCCUGCAAAAAAUAUCGAUGAAAUUGCUCAUUUCUGGAAGCGUUCUACUAUGAUUGACAUAGGGGAGAGCAUAGCUAUUCCAGAUGACAUUACUGAACAGGAAAAACGUUCUGGAAAUUGGUGGAAGCGCUUGGUGGCAGGAGGGAUAGCCGGUGGAGUUGCAAGGACGUGCACGGCACCUUUUGACCGCUUGAAGGUCAUGAUGCAGAUUCAUAAUUUACAGUCAGGGAAAAUGAGAUUGCUGGAUGGGUUUAAGCAGAUGGUAAAAGAAGGAGGAAUUCUUUCUCUUUGGCGAGGAAAUGGUGUAAAUGUUUUAAAAAUUGCACCUGAGACAGCACUCAAGGUUGGGACCUAUGAACAGUAUAAGAAAUGGCUCAGUUCUGAUGGUGCUAAAAUAGGAAUUAUUGAAAGAUUUAUAUCUGGUUCAUUGGCUGGUGCAACUGCACAGACCUGUAUUUACCCUAUGGAGGUUAUAAAGACCAGACUGGCUGUAGGUAAAACUGGACAGUACUCAGGGAUUAUUGAUUGUGGCAAGCAGCUUCUGAAGCAAGAAGGUGCUAGAGCCUUUUUCAAAGGUUAUAUUCCUAACUUGCUAGGAAUUAUACCUUAUGCAGGCAUAGAUCUUUGUGUUUAUGAGGAUAGUUGA